Messenger RNA from Suhomyces tanzawaensis NRRL Y-17324, 879 nucleotides. RefSeq names its product putative ADP-ribose 1''-phosphate phosphatase. Bases 1 to 879 code for a protein of 292 amino acids. The transcript has a single exon. The record is from RefSeq and is a predicted model, not a curated record. NCBI's taxonomy places the organism in Eukaryota, Fungi, Ascomycota, Pichiomycetes, Serinales, Debaryomycetaceae.
AUGCUAGAUAGUAGAGUCUCCUGUAUCUUCAUUGAUAACAACCCAGAUGUUGUAGAGCAGUGGAAAAUUGUUUAUGAUCUUGCCACAAAAUUCUUCCAAUCAUGUACCAGUGCUAGCAUACAUCUAAAUGGAACGUUUGUUGAAACUACAAUAGAGAGUCUCCUUUCGUCUCAGGCCCUGUGUAAGGGAGAAACAGCCAUAUUAACUCCCACCAAUUCUGCGGCAUAUAUGGGAGCUGGUUUCGAUCGCUAUUUGCUAGAAGCGUUACUCAUGACUGUAAACUCGCCUAGAAUAGACUAUAAAACCUUGGAAAGGCUAAUCCAGGAGUAUACUCUUGAAAAAUACAAUGGCUACUUGCCGAUUAGUACCGUUAAUGAGAUUAAAUUACCCCAAUUGGCGUAUCCAUACCACGAAUCAUUGGCCAGAAUGAAUUGGAAUUUAACUACGGUAUUAGCAAUCCCUUCAAUGGUAGUUCCUGAAAUGCUCUCUGAGAAAGAGGCAAAGCUGGUGAUUGUUAAUUCCAUAUGGAAUCUUUUUUUGUACUUGGAAAAUUCAUCACCUAAGAAUUUAAUAAUUCCUGGUAUAGCUACGGGUUAUGGAAAAUUGGAUCCCAGGAUUGCAGCAAAGUUGAUGCUUUCUACUGCCAUAAUAUACAGUUCCGAUUUUACUGGGCGUGAUAAGCGUUAUAGUUUCUUGAAGAAGACAGUUUUACUUAUGUUUCUAUUGAACAAAAAUUACAAAAACUUCGAAAAUGUUUACGAUAUUAAUGAACUCGAGUCUCAUGUACUCUCUGAUUUGGGCAUUAUUUCUGCUAGAUCUCUAUGCGAGACUAGCUCCCACAUCUAUGAUAUUGACGAAUUAUUCACUUUUGUUAGAUAA